AUGUGGAAAGCAGUGGUACUGGCUGUGUGUCUGCUGGUGGCUGGGGUUCAGCCCAUUGACGUCCCAACAUAUGGAGUGAAGCUAUGUGGCCGUGAGUUCAUCCGGGCAGUCAUCUUCACCUGUGGAGGCUCUAGAUGGAGGCGCUCACUCAGGAGUUCAGAUGAUUCAGAGGACCCAUUCAGCUCCAGUCAGAUGGAGUCCUCGGAGGGCUUGAUUCACAAUCCUGUGGUGGAGAGUCUCCUCCAGAGGAACAGAGAUCUGAGCUUCACCACAGACAGCCAUGAGGGAGUGUUCAGCAGGCCAGCCCGUUCUUUCAUCACUGAAGAAAUCCUGCAAGCCCUACGCAAGGCUGACCGCAAGGGCCGGGACGUGGUUGUGGGCCUGUCCAAUGCCUGCUGCAAGUGGGGCUGCAGCAAGAGCGAGAUCAGCUCCCUGUGCUGA
Messenger RNA from Gymnodraco acuticeps, 441 nucleotides. RefSeq names its product relaxin 3a (gene rln3a). The record is from RefSeq and is a predicted model, not a curated record. The transcript has 2 exons. Bases 1 to 441 code for a protein of 146 amino acids. Lineage: Eukaryota; Metazoa; Chordata; Actinopteri; Perciformes; Bathydraconidae. Gene Ontology annotation, molecular function: hormone activity. Gene Ontology annotation, cellular component: extracellular region.